AUGUCUGUUUCCAAGAUCUCCCCAACAUUGAAAGUCCUUGAAGGAUCCCAACUCCUUACCAUUGCUGCCGGUUGUUUCUGGGGUGUCGAGCACAUUUACCGUAAAAAUUUCCAAGAUAAAGGGAUAUAUGAUCUCAAGGUUGGCUAUGCCAAUGGGGAUAUUGCCAAUUACAAGAACCCUGAUUACAAAACUGUAUGUACUGGUGCCACAAAUUUCGCCGAAGCCCUCCAGGUAUCAUUUGAUCCGGCCAAGAUCAGCUAUCGUGAGCUCGUUGCCUUCUUCUUCAGAAUGCAUGAUGCUACCCAUUUGAACCACCAGGGUCCAGACCAAGGUACUCAGUACAGAAGUGCCAUUUUUGUCAAUGACGAAAAGCAAUUGAGCGUUGCUAAAGAAGAACUUGAGAAGGCCCAAAAAGAAUGGUACCCAAACCAUAAAAUCGUCACCCAAAUUGAGUAUCUUGAUAGUUUCUGGGAUGCGGAAGAAUACCAUCAGGAAUAUCUAACUAAUAAUCCUACAGGAUAUGCUUGCCCAAGUCAUUUCAUCAGAACCACCCCAAAAGUUUAA
Saccharomycopsis crataegensis is the source of this 564-nucleotide messenger RNA. RefSeq names its product peptide-methionine-S-sulfoxide reductase (gene MXR1). Bases 1 to 564 code for a protein of 187 amino acids. Gene Ontology annotation, molecular function: peptide-methionine (S)-S-oxide reductase activity. The transcript has a single exon. Lineage: Eukaryota; Fungi; Ascomycota; Saccharomycetes; Ascoideales; Saccharomycopsidaceae. The record is from RefSeq and is a predicted model, not a curated record.